AAAUGAUUGAAGAAAGAAUGGUAAAAUGUGAAAAAUAAUUUUCGACGAUUUUAGAAUAAUCUCAUCAUAUUUAAAAACACAAUCCUUAACCAAAAUAAACUAAAAGAGGAGGUGGCUACUUGAAAAAGGAAGAAGUAAAAAGUGAAUAGGCACAAUUUCUUACAGCUUAAAAAAAAAAAUCCCUCCAAUUAAGAACUUCCAAAUGUUCAUAAUAGGAUCUUAAAAAAGGAGGAUAAUUUGGAAAGAAUUAACCAGAAAAAAUAUUGUCUCACACUGGACACACUUUAAAUGAGGCAAAAUUUUUGAUUUCAUGGAAAUAGUUUGGAAGUACUAAACCAUCAGAUUCAUAUCAUCCGUAUUCUUUAAUUGUAUAACACAAUCCAGAAAUAUUAUUAAACUAUUUUGAAGAAAAUGAUUAAUAUAUAAUUAUCGAAUGA
This is a messenger RNA of Paramecium sonneborni, 437 nucleotides long. NCBI's taxonomy places the organism in Eukaryota, Ciliophora, Oligohymenophorea, Peniculida, Parameciidae. The record is from the annotation of a GenBank genome assembly.